This is a messenger RNA of Lingula anatina, 461 nucleotides long. RefSeq names its product transcription elongation factor 1 homolog. Gene Ontology annotation, biological process: transcription elongation by RNA polymerase II. NCBI's taxonomy places the organism in Eukaryota, Metazoa, Brachiopoda, Lingulata, Lingulida, Lingulidae. Gene Ontology annotation, molecular function: RNA polymerase II complex binding. Gene Ontology annotation, cellular component: transcription elongation factor complex. The record is from RefSeq and is a predicted model, not a curated record.
AUUCUCUUCAAACUUCCGGCGUGAAAGGGACCACAAGACAAACGAUAAGAUCACCAGAAAAUGGGACGUAGAAAGAAGGCAAAUAAGCCCCCUCCCAAACGGAAGAUAUUAGAGAAGUUGGAUACCAUGUUUAACUGCCCAUUUUGUAAUCACGAAAAGUCCUGUGAAGUGAAUUUAGAUCGAGCAAGGAAUGUGGGAGUUAUAACUUGCAAUGUUUGUCUUGAAGAUUUUCAGACCACAAUUAAUUAUCUUUCAGAGGCAGUUGAUGUGUACAGUGAUUGGAUCGAUGCAUGUGAACAGGCCAACCAAUAGCAUAGACUCUCAUCACAAAUACAAUUUGUGAUGAGGCUUUUUUUUAUUUCCACAUUCUACUCAGUAGACACAUGGUAAUGUCAUUUGCUUCUUUUCAUGAAAUUGGAAGGAGCCUGGAGCUAGUCACUGAGAAUCUUAUCUUCACAAUA